CUAAGAAAGAAAAAACAAAUUUUGCCAUGCAAUUAAACUUUUAAAAUAUUAAAGCAGACGCAAGUCCAUCUACUUUGCUUACAGGAGCAGGAAGAACACAAAAAUUAGUCCGGAUUCCAGAGUAGCGAGGAGACCAGCACAAUACUGGAGAGAUGGAAGAGAGAGAAGUUGUGGUGGGAUAUGCUCAUAUGCAUUGUCGCCGAUAUGGAACGAAGAAAGAGAUGGAAUAUCAGUUUCAGCGGCAAACUAACAAAUAAAAAACGAAAAUAAAAACUAACAAUUGAAAAUGAGGAAUUUACUAAAGAGACCUCCCGAUAUGCACGGGUUAGCGAGCAGAGGCUUACGUGUCAGACUCCUUUUUCUGACAUUGCCUUAUAAGUAUUGGUAGAUUUAAGAAAAUGAUUAAUAUUGGGAGUCGUGAGGACUGAGGACUUGAACAUGUGAUCUCAUGGACAAACCAGCUCUGAUAUCAUGUCAUAAACCAACUGGUCCAAUGACUCGAGUUGUUGGGAAGGUCCAUAUAUGGUACUUAACCACUUUCUUACAUAUCAUUUCAAUUUUAUCGCAUGUGUUUUGAGAAAAAAUGAUCCUCUCCUCUUAUUUGAUAGUCUAUGCAUUUAUAAUAGAAUUCAAUAUUGAACCAAAAAAGUUAGUGAUUUAUGCUUCAAAGGUUAAUCGUAAGGGCGGGAGAACGGUGACUCUGCUCUCCCUGGGAACCGGAGGGAUUCGAAAUAACCGUAGGCCUCUGGAGAAUGAGGAGCCCAGAGAUUAUGAGAAUCGAUGUGCUGUUCAGUGGCAUCGUGUCUCGGUUUACCCUGAGAGAUUGGGGGAUAUUGUCAUGAAGAAUAUUGUGCCCGGGGAUAAAACUGCAAGAGGACGAGAAAGAGCGUGCCAAGAGAUCCCCUUCCAAAUGCCGAUCCGUUUACAGAAGCGUCUCCAUGCAGUGGUGGACUGGGUGAUCUGAAGGCCUUUGUGGGAUAAUAUGCACCCAUCCUCGCCUCUGCCACCGUACGUUUCAGCAGUUUGCUGGCCGACGCCAUUGUGCGUCGCCGAUUCCGACUUUCCUUCACCCAUAAAAUUCUUUUUCCGGGGGCUUCUACCUCUCUUUUUGCAGGAUCUCAAAGGAGUUGCGGGCUGAGGUCCCCGGACCGGCGAAUCUUUCCGACGGAUGGCCACUUUUUCGGCGGCCGCAAUAAGCGCGACGGUUACAAUCUUUUGCAGUUGCUUCUCUCAUUCGUGGGCAGAUGGUUACAACUCCCAGUGGAUUUCAACCGUCCCAAGAUAAGUAUUUUUAAUUUCUCCCUAAUUCUUUUUUGUGUUCCGGUUUUCAUAAUUACCGUUUUCAUUUUUUUUCAUUUUCCUUAUCAUAAUUGCACGUUUGUUUAUUUUUUGAUUGAGUUUGCCACGUUCUAAACUUCUUUUCCUUGAGUUUUUUUAUUUAUCAAGUCUCUUAUCCUUUUUAUUUAGUUUCUAUUGUGUUUUUGGUCCCAUUUCCGUCGUUCUCUGAUUAUGGUUGGAAAUUAGGGAUGUGUUUAUCCCUUGCUUGUGGUUGCAUCCUGUUUUCUGCACUUUUUCACUUCUUGUUCUCUAUAACAAAUUAAAUGGCUUUCUCAAAGGAAUGGUUGCAUUUUCAGUAGGCAUUCUAGAUACACUUUUUAUUUGUGUUUUUAGACUCUGUUGUUGGUGGGAAUGGCUUUCCUGCUUGGUACAUUUAGUGGUCGGUUGGUUAAUCCUCGACGAGGAAGCGUUUUGCUUGAGAUUAUAGAUUUCUAUCUUUUGCGGCUAUGUGUUUGCUCAUUUUGCAGGUACAACUGCUAAUAGGGCUGCCCAUUUUGUGGCAUAACAGGCCCUUUCAUCGGAAGUUCGACUAUUUGUCGACUACCGCACGGUGUUUAUCUUUUGUUUUUUGACUCUGUAUUGGCUAGGGAUUUACCUAGCUACUGUCUAUGUUAAAAAAAAGGUUAAUUGUUAUGAAACAGUUGAUUACCGUUGUCGGAACAUUUGGUGCAUUAUGACAUUAAAUACAUAUAUGAUACACUAAUUUUGACUGAAUUUAUUAUUAACCAUAAACAAUUUCAAAAGAAUAUCAUCCAUCGCGAACAGUUCUAACAAAUCAUCCAAAAUGCCUCACAAAAUAUAUUUUUAUUACAUUGAAGUUACUAAUUAGGGUGGCAAUCAGUAAUGGACCAUGUAAUGCCGACAAGAAGAUUAAGAAACAAGAAAAUGAAGCAUAAAUAAAAUUAACAAUUCAGG
Linum trigynum is the source of this 2253-nucleotide messenger RNA. The record is from the annotation of a GenBank genome assembly. NCBI's taxonomy places the organism in Eukaryota, Viridiplantae, Streptophyta, Magnoliopsida, Malpighiales, Linaceae.